UGUACAUUGUUGUUAUUAUUAUUGUCGUUGUUGUCGUAUAUAUAUAUAUCGAUAAUAAAAUAUCGCAACAGACUGUACACAAUAUUACUGCGGCCGCCGUCCAUUCGCGGCAGCACUCGCUCUGGGAUGCGGCAUAAUUGAUUGUCGCAGACCGUCGUCCUGUAUAUCAUUGUACGUUAUACAAUAAUUAUCGCCACGGUAAACUCGAGACGAUAAUAUCUCAUAUUGUACACGUCGGAACCGCCGGAAAAUCGGAAACGGCUGCAAAAAAAUCGUUUUGUGGAAGGUUCAGAAUACCAGAAGUUCGUCUAUACAAAAGCUGUUUCGGCCGAUGAAAUUAAACAUGGCUCUGGGGAGUGCAGCUCCCACGAGCUUCCAACACCGCUGCGGGGUGACCAUGGCUCUCAUAUUGAUCGUCUCCGUAACGUUAACAAAGUCUGCUCCGACGACUUACGAUGAAAUUGAAGCAAAACGAACAGACUUGGCGGACUAUUUUAAUGACCCAAAUGGUUGUUACUAUAAUUAUCAACAUUACGAAGAAGGUGAUCGCAUAGUGACCAACGAACCGUGUUUAAACUGUACUUGCCACAAUAGAAUGUUAAUGUGCUACCUUCGAGUGUGUCCGUUUUCAAAAGCUAUUGGACAAGACUGUACAGUACAAAAAUCACCGGAUCAAUGUUGUCCCGUCAUAUCUUGCCCAGAAGUUGGUUCGGAUGUUACAGUGCCAGUACACUUGUUAACCAGUUCAACGACACCGACGCCGACGACAACAACUGAAAUUGGAUGGCACGACAAUUAUGGGUGCAUGAUGGAUGAAAACGAAUUCUUUCCAGAUGGAGCGCAGGUUCCACCCAAUCCGAAAAAACCGUGUGAACUUUGUUAUUGUAUUAGAAACCGAACAGCUUGCAUAAUGCAAGAGUGUACGUUGCACGUGGAGGGUUGUCGACCAGUAUACCAUGAAGGUGUUUGCUGUCCUGUUCGAUACGAUUGUGAUUAUGAAAGUGAAAAAUCUACUACUUCAGCUCCACAAAUCACCGGUGGACUAGUUUUUUCCACUACUUCCGCGCCAUUCGAUUGCCGAGUUAACGACGACGUUUACCAAGAUGGAGAAUCUAUUCCUAUGGUUUCGGAAAAACCUUGUGAACAUUGCUAUUGUAUGAGAGGUGAUAUCGUAUGUGCAGUUCAAGACUGCGGUGAACCACUCCGAGGAAAAGACUGCACACCAGAAACACCACCAGCAGGUCAAUGUUGCCCUACAUCGUAUCAAUGCGCAAACGAGACGAGCAAUUCAUAUGACAUAACUACGCUACAACCAGUAUUGCUAAGUGAUUCGGAUGAAAAUGAAGCCGAAAAAUUCCCUAUUAAUGAAGAUAUAUACAAUAAACUAGGGGAAACCCAACCAACGAUUGAACAUGACGAAGAAAAUGAUGUUGUUGAGUCUGAUCAUACCAUCACAACUGCUCCAGACAAUUAUAAUACAGAAAAAGAAACAAAUAUCAUACCAGAAAGUAAUAGUGCACACAAUUCCAAUGAAGAAAACAAGCAGGAAACGUCAAGUUCCACACCAAAUUUAACAAAUCAGGAAAACUUAAGUACAGAAUCUGGACAAGCUAAUUAUGACAGUACUGACAAACCUGAUGAGCCAACAUUAAUCGACCAAGUGCAACCAACGCAAUUACCGGCAUCUGAUCCUUCAACAAAUGAAAAUCCUAUUAUUUCUUCUACUCAGACGAUUUCCAAUAAAAACGAUAACGAUAAGGUUGAUGAAGAAAACAAUAGUAACGAAAUUUCGGAUAAAACCCCAAUUACAUCCAAUUUACCGGUUUCGUCAACAGAUAGUUCAAUAGAAGGCAGCACACAAAGUUCAAAUAUCCAAGAUAAGCCUCUAGAAGAUAAUAUUAACGAAAAUAACUCUGAACUUGAAAAAGAGCCCAUAAAAUCAAAUGACAAAGAACAAACACCAGAUCAGCACUCAAACACUAAACCAGAUAUUGAAACAGCAUCUGAUGAAAAUAAAAAUCCUCCAAAGCAAAGCAAUUUAGAAAAUUCUGAGAUAUCUACUGAAAUAAACAUUCAAACUGUUCCAUCCGAUAAACAGGAAGAAGCUAUAUCUGGAACAGAACUUCCCAAAAUAGAAAAUCAAAAUAGUCCUCAGUCAGAGAAUGCAUCUCCAACUGAAAUUCCAAAAGUAGAAAAUGAACCUACUGAACAAAAUAAACCAGUAGUUGACAGCACUUCUGGAACUGAUAACCAACCGGAAUCUGAUAAGACACCAGUAGAACAAAAUAAUCAGGAUAGUCCUCAGUCAGAGAAUGCAUCUGCAACUGAAGUUCCAAAAGUAGAAAAUGAACCCACUGAACAAAACAAACCAGUAGUUGAUAGUACUUCUGGAACAGAUAGCCAACCGGAAUCUGAUAAGACGCCAGUAGAACAAAAUAAUCAGGAUAGUCCUCAGUCAGAGAAUACAUCUGCAACUGAAGUUCCAAAAGUAGAAAAUGAACCCAUUGAACAAAACAAACCAAUAGUUGACAGCACUUCUGGAACAGAUAACCAACCAGAAUCUAACAAGACACCAAUAGAACAAAUAAAUCAAGAUAGUUCCCAAUCGGAAACUCCAUUUUCAACCGAAAUUUCAUCCACACCUGAAAGUCCACAAUUAGAAAAUAAAGUACCUGACAGUAAUCCUAUACAACCAGUAUCACCAGUAGCUUCAGAAAAUAAUGAAUCAACAGAACAACCAAAUGAAGAAAAUAUUAUUUUUGUUGUGUCACCUACAUCAUCUCCACCAUCCUCAGAUAAUCAAGUUAAAGGAGAAGAAACGACUUCAAUAAUCAAUGAAAACAAUACCAGUGAUAAUUAUUCUUCUACAGAAAAAAACGAAGACAAGACAGUUGAAGUUCUAAAACCAUCAGCUGAUGACAAAACUUCGUUUACUGAAAACACUGAUACGUCCAAUAUAUUACCAGCAAAACAAACUGAAACAGUCACAGAAAGCCAAAAUGUGGUACCGCAAGCUAAUGAAGAAAAUAAUGAAAAUUCAAUAAAUUUGAAGCCAAUUGAUAACAAAGGUAAUAGUGAUGGCGUGACAGAUAAUCUAGUUAAUUCUCAUGAACAAUUACCUGCUAUCGCUGAACAUAAUGAUAAUAAGUUUGGAUCUAACAAUCCAGUGAGUUUGGAACCAGUGCUUACACCAACGACUGAAAUAAACUAUGAUGUUAACACAGAAGUAAUAAAUCACGGUGUAUUGGUAGACGACCCUUCAUCUCAAGAAAAUCAACCCAUCGACGUACAUUCAGAUGAAGAAUUAGAAAGCGCUCUUAAUGCCGAUUCAAUAGACCAACUUAUUACUCAUCAAACAGAAACUCCAACUGAAUCAGAAACGUCCACAAAUAAAUAUCCAUUGUCUGCCGAUGAACACGCAAAUGAUAUUACUACUUCUUUGCCACAACAGCAAAUAGUUGAAAAUAAUAUUCCUUCAGUACAUCCUCAAGUUAUUAAUUCUGGUGAACUAACAACUACAAAAGAUGAAACGAAAACACCAAACAACUUUUCGACAAACGACUCACUUAAUCAAUCCUCCGAAAAUUAUGUACCAACUGAAAUAGUUGGAGUACAAAAUUCUGAAGAUGUUUCCAAUCCAACUGAAUUGCCUGUAUUGCACAAUAACAAUGGCGAUACACCUGAACAAAACAAUGAAAGCUUCAUUCCUCAGGAACAAUCACAAGACGAGAAUGUUAACAAAAUUGUAGAUCAGACGACAAUUUACCCAGAUACUUCAUCAGAUGAAAAAAACAAUUUUGUAACGAGCACUGCAUCAUAUCUUAAUAACGUUGAUAAUGUUACACCAUCUUCUGAUAAAAUAGAAACUGUUUUAAAUGAAAAACCAGUUAAAAAUACAUACGAAGACAUUUCAGUUGAAAGUGCAACUAUUCAAGCAAUUUCAGGUAAUAUAGAUAAUAAUGCAGACAAUUUAGUGACAACAAAUAUAUAUGGUGAUUUACCAUCUACAGAUGCACCUGGAAGUCAAAUGGUUGAAAAUGAAGUAAGUCCAUCGGUAAAUCCAUCUAAUAAUGUUGAAACUAACGUAAAUAAUGAUCGACCUGAAAAUGUUGUACCACAACUAAGCUCUAAUGAAGGAUCAACUCAGUACAACGAGGAUGAUAGCUCAACAAAUAACCCUAUCCAAGAAUCUUCGAGUGUAAAUAUUAUCAAUGAUGUAGAUGCGAGUACCAAUGUACCAUAUAAGCCAAGCCCUAAUGAUAUAAACCAAGAUUCAAAUACUGAAUCUGAGUUAUAUACAACUCAGUCGCCAACUGAAUUACAACAAUUAAACGUUUUUCCUAUAGUAAAUAAUGGAAACCCGUCUGAAAGUCUACAACAUUCUGACAAACCAUUUGUAUCGAAAACGCCAGAUUACGUUAUAGAUAUAACUACAUCAGUUUAUAGUGAAUCAUCAAAUGCUCCAGAAUCGAUUAUAACAAAUGGCCCAAUAGAUUCUGUAAGUGAAGUAACCACAUUUAAUGUGGACAAAAAUAGUGACGUGGUAACAGAAUCUUAUGAAAACGUACAACCAGGAGUACCAGGAGAGGGAAGUUGUUUGAUCGAUUUUGUGACUUACGCACACAAAGCUGAAGUGCCGAAAUCUAACCCGUGUCAUGAAAAAUGUGAGUGUUUAAAUAGUAUAGUCACGUGUACUUCUGUAAACUGCCCACCUGCACCACCUCAGCACAAAAACUGUAUACCUUUACACCCAGGAAACGAAUCGUGGUGUUGCCCAACAUACAUGUGUGAAGGAGGCAUAGAAGGAAUGUUAUUUGAUAAUCAUAAUCAACUUGGUUCUCCUCAAUUAAUAUCCACCGUGGUAUUAGAAGAUAAACCAAGUGAAGUUGACGAAAAACCUCAAACCGAUGAGGAAGUUUCAAGCACACCCAAUUCUCAAGUUUCUCAAGAAUACAACACUUUAUCACCAUCUCAAUUCGAUUCGAACUCUAACAUAAAUUCUGAAGGUGGUAUCGGUGUGACUGAGAUUCCAGCACAUACUGAAAUUCCUAACAGGCCAAUAGAAGAUUUUGUAAACACAGAUAAUGAAAAUGAUGUAUCAGUAACUGCUGUUAACCUUGAAACAAUAGUCAACGAAAACCCAGCCAAUGGUGAUAAACCAGAAGAAAACAAUAAACCAAUCGAAAGUGUUCAACCAAUUGAAAAUACUGGAGUAGAUUAUACAACAACUUCUUACGUAACUGAUGAUCAAUCAUUAACUAACAAACCAGAAACGCUAAAUAAUAACGAAGAACAAAAUGAAUUGCACAACACGGUCAACGAAUCACAAGACUAUCCAGCACCAUCAACCCAAGUACCAGAGAACUAUGAACCUGCAGUAACAAAUGUACUUUUCGGUAGUGAUCUAAAUCGACCAGAACAAAACUCCGAGUCAGACGUCUCAAUAUCCGUCACAACAUAUAAGCCUAACGACUCUAUUGUAAAUCAACAAGUUGAUACAAAUAACAAAGGAAGUGUAGAGACCAAUAAUCCAUCUGCCAGUGAAGAUCCUCACACAAACCCCACUAAUAUAGUAACAGAUUUGCCUAUGGGUGAAGUUAAUCCCUCGGAAGAAGGAACUCAAACGCCAACAAUUAUAGCUGACGAAAACCCUAUAGUUUCCGGAAAUAACGUCGAUGGCUUAAGACCAACAAGUAUUGAUGACAUUAUUUCGUCAGUUUACUCUGUCAAGGACUCUGUUAAAAAUUCAUUAGAAACUUCAUCAAAACCUACUCAAAUCUCAAAUGAAGAAAUUGGAUUAUUCGAAAAUAAUUACCAAUCAACAAUCAUACCGGAAGAUUCCUUACCGGAUCAAUACAAUAAUGAAUCUCAAACCACAGUGAGUAGUGUAAACAGUACUCCAGAAUCUCAAAAAACAGAUGUGACGAACGAAAUCUUGCCAGAAAGUCCCUCGGUUACGACGGAAGCAAACAUUUCCCUACCGUCCGAAAACGAUACAGACGGAUUAACAGGAGUUACCCAAAUUCCAAACAUUCCACCACAACCCGAAGUAAAUUCCGUUGAACAAGGAGUAUCUACUGAUUUAUCAUCAAACGGUCCCGAAGUUGAAGCGACAGUUGAUGAUAGUAAAAUCCCAGUGGAAUCUCCAACAACACAAAGUUUACCAAGUUCCGGUGAGCAAGACUUGGCGAACAACGGACCGGAAACUCCUAGCAAUCCGAUCCUGUCCCAAGUUCAGAACGCUGGCGACCCAAGUACUGACUCACCAUUACCGGAAGUACCUUUAGUAGUCGAUGACAACAAGACGCCUGAGAUCAACACACCAUUGUCCGAACAACAUGAGGUGCCUGUGCAUGAUAUAGAGAUAGCAGUCAAGCCGGCCACAGAAGAAAAACCAGAUGUCGUGAAUAGUCCAAUCACAUCGGAUUCGGGCGUACCAGCAGAAGUCCUGACACAAGCGGUGGUAACAGGCCAGCCAAUAGUCAGUACUCCAGACGACAGUGACAAGAGGUUUGGUGAAUCGAGCAGUUCAUCGUUCCGUCCACCUGUCCAAGUUGGAGACGAUAACAAACACGAAAAUGAACGUCCUCGGCCGGAAACCAGUGACACUGUACACAUACCACUGGAUACAGAAACGCCUGCGUUCAACCCUUCUACAAACGCUCCACUUGCAACUUACCCCCACAAACCUUCGUACACGCCAAUCCCUCAAUCGACGUGGACACAAAAACCAUUCCACCAAGAUUCCACAUCCGAAGCGCCUUUGCAACCAGAUCAAGGUUUUCCAGACGAGUAUGACGAUGAAAAUGAAGCAGUUUACGGGCCAGGCACAUGCAGAUACGGUGGCAAGAUAUAUGUUUCUGCUCAGCAAGUGCCCAGAGACGACCCGUGCGAUUUCUGUUUCUGUUUCCGAGGCGAUAUAAUUUGCCUACAACAGAGCUGCCCACCACCCAUAUUUGGAUGCUACCAGGAGAACAUACAAGGUUUCUGUUGUCCGCGUUACGAGUGUCCAGUGGCCCAGGCCACGUCUGUUAACGUUACCACGACUACCACUUCAACCACAACCAUGGUGCCACCACAUUUCUUCGCCAACGCCUACCGAGGGGCAGCCAGGCGUACCGGAUGUCUUAUCCACGGACACGCUUAUCGCGUGGGCGAAGACGUAGGAAUUGCUUCUGGUCCUUGUCUCGAGUGCAUAUGCGGUUCCGACGGCAAAAUGAAAUGCGAUCCUAAGCCUUGCAGUCCAGAGCCUUUGCUCAGAAAAAUGAUGGCCGAAGCAGUCGACCAAAAAAGAAGGUGAAUAAUAAGAAAAAUAACGUUCAACGACUAAGUGCCAAAUACCACAGUUAACGAUAACACGAGCAACGAGAACCAAAAGUAGACGACCGUCAAUUUUUUUUUUAUUUUACCUUUUUGAAUUUUUUUCUCAUUAUCAACCACACCGCACGAAAUGUCCACUUUCGCGGCAUUGCGUUGCUCAAUACAUAAAUACCAUCACUAUUACGACGAAAAAAACAAAAGACAAACAUGGUAUGCCAUCGUGAAAACAUUGGAGACUGGUUCUAAUGAGUAUUUUAUAUUUAUUACGUUUAGUUUAUUAAAAAAAAAUAGGUUAGUUAUUUAUUGUAGUAAGACACCUUUAGAAUGAACAUUAAUUGUUUACAUCAAUUUUUUCCAAGCGAUUUUAUACAACUGAAUUAAAUUUAACUUAACUAUACGUUUAUAAAUUUAGAAAACAUAAUUUAGUAUAAUAUGUAAUAUAAAUAAUAUAAUUGUAUGCAUAAUGCCAUAACGGUAAGCAAUACACGCCACAUUGCUACAAAAAAUACUAUUUUAUAAAACUUUUAUACUUCGUUUUGUAUUGAAUUGAAAAAUCUAACCGUCCAAACAAUUCAUUCCGAAUUUCUUUCUAACAAUAAAUUUUUUAUCGUAUUACGCAUCAAAUCGCUGCCAUUCACUCGUAAUUUUUUAAGAAUUAAGUACGAAAUUAUCCACCCAAUUAUAUUAUAUUUCGUUUUAACCAAGCCCGAUCCAGUGUUCAUGGUUUCCAAGAUGAAAUUAAAAAUGUUUUAUAUAAUUAUUAUUAUAACGUUGGAUUUUUAUCUGAGUAGUUUAACAGGCAGAAGUCAAUUUAUCUACUUAGGUGUAUUGUGUACAAACAUCACAAAAAUAUUAUGAAAAUCUAUAAAAAUAUUUGAAAAACUCAAGUCCGAAAAAUCGUGUUUGUUCAUUAAAUACUAAAGAAUUUUAUUUUCGAAACGUCUUCUGCCUCUCGAACACACAGAUAAACAAUGCUACACAGAUAACAUGUAAAUAUUAUAUAUUGUUCAUAAGUUUAGGUAUAUAUUAUUACUUAUAAAAUAAGUUUAUGAUUAACAAUUA
Melanaphis sacchari is the source of this 8382-nucleotide messenger RNA. RefSeq names its product mucin-17-like. The transcript is spliced from 13 exons. The record is from RefSeq and is a predicted model, not a curated record. Bases 332 to 7300 code for a protein of 2322 amino acids. Gene Ontology annotation, molecular function: protein binding. Lineage: Eukaryota; Metazoa; Arthropoda; Insecta; Hemiptera; Aphididae.